Chlamydomonas reinhardtii is the source of this 2469-nucleotide messenger RNA. RefSeq lists its product as uncharacterized. Gene Ontology annotation, cellular component: cytoplasm; microtubule. Gene Ontology annotation, molecular function: GTP binding; structural constituent of cytoskeleton. NCBI's taxonomy places the organism in Eukaryota, Viridiplantae, Chlorophyta, Chlorophyceae, Chlamydomonadales, Chlamydomonadaceae. The record is from RefSeq and is a predicted model, not a curated record. Bases 439 to 1902 code for a protein of 487 amino acids. Gene Ontology annotation, biological process: mitotic cell cycle; microtubule cytoskeleton organization. The transcript has 10 exons.
CAAUACUGAUGCAGCUCAGUCGAGAGGAGCGUCGAUUUUGCAAGGCAGACCCUGCGGGUCACAAAGGAACAUAAAGGAGUUCCUGUCACAUGGAAAGAACAGGUUAGCUACGUGUACCAGCUCUGAGCCGUUGGAUAAACUGAUGACAGGCUUGCUCUGAAGCUCUUCCAUCCUUGGAGACGUUUUAGUCGUGACUUCUUCUUACGCACAAGUCGCUGCAGGACCUUUCGUCUUGCAUAAAUAUCAUUUAGGCCACACGGGCCGUGGCCCAGCUGUCGGCCGCUGCGGGGGCGGGGGCCAGCAUUGCGCGCCGGGACGCCCUGGCGCUGUGUAAUUGAAUGGAGUUCCCGGCAACGUAGCAAGGCAUAGCAGGUGCCGCGGCCACUGCGCUGCAACUUGGAAGGAGCCUCACACGAAACACCAGCCUACAGCGGGGCGAUGCCGCGCGAGCUCGUGACCAUCCAGGUGGGCCAGUGCGGCAACCAGGUGGGCUGUCGCUUCUGGGAGCUGGCGCUUCGCGAGCAUGCAGCCUACAACACCAAGGGCGUGUACGACGAGGCGCUGAGCAGCUUCUUCCGCAAUGUGGACACGCGCGUGGAGCCACCGCGGAAUCUGCCGGUGGGCGAAGGCCGCGGCGCCAUCCGUACACUCAAGGCCCGGUCCGUCAUUGUGGACAUGGAGUGUGGCGUCAUCAAUGAGAUGCUCAAGGGCCCGCUGGGCGAGGUGCUGGACACGCGGCAGUUGGUGAGCGACGUGAGCGGCGCCGGCAACAACUGGGCGCACGGGCACCACGAGUACGGCCCGCGCUACCACGACGCCAUCCUGGACAAGAUACGACUCACCGCCGAGGACUGUGACUCGCUGCAGAGCUUCAUGGUGCUUCACUCGCUGGGCGGCGGCACGGGCAGUGGCGUGGGCACCUACAUUGUGCGCAUGCUGGCGGAUGAGUUCCCCGGCGUGUUCCGCUUCACGGGCAGCGUGUUUCCCUCCGAGGACGACGACGUGGUCACCUCGCCCUACAACGCCAUGCUGGCGCUGGGGCAGCUGGUGGAGCACGCCGACUGCGUGCUGCCCAUUGAGAACCAGGCGCUCAUCGACAUCGUCAACCGCACGGAGGCAGCGCGGGACCGGGCAGCGGCCGCCGACGCGGCCGCCUCCGCCGUCUCCGGCCUCAAAGGCAGCGGCGGCGGCAGCAAGCCCUUUGACUCCAUGAACGGCGUCGCCGCCAGCCUGCUGCUGCACCUGACGGCCAGCGUGCGCUUCGAGGGCCCGCUCAACGUGGACCUCAACGACAUCACCAUGAACCUGGUGCCCUACCCGCGCAUGCACUUCCUGCUCAGCAGCAUGAGCCCGCUGCAGCCGCCGCCCAAGGACAAGGACGUGGGCCGCGCCGCGGCGGCGCUGGCGCUGCAGCCGCGCACGCUGGACCAGGUAUUUGGCGACGUGUUCAGUCGGGAGCACCAGCUCAUCCGCGCCGACCCGCGGGCCGCCACCUACCUGGCGUGCGGCCUCAUCGCGCGCGGCCCCACCGCCACCAUGGCCGACAUCAACCGCAACGUGGCGCGCCUGAGACCGCAGCUCAAGAUGGUGCACUGGAACAGCGAGGGUUUCAAGCUGGGUAUCUGCAGCACGCCGCCCGUGGGCUGCCCCUUCGGUCUGCUGUGUCUGGCCAACAACACAGCCAUCGCACAUACCUUCACGACCAUGAGGGAGCGGUUCGACAAGCUGUACAAGCGCAGGUUCUACACGCACCACUACGAGCAGUACAUGGAUCCGGGCGGCUUCACCUCGGCCAUGGAGGUGGUGGGCGACCUCACGGCGCAGUACCGAGCCCUGGAAGGAGCCACACAGGCGCCGCCGCUCACACGCCUGCGGCCGCGAGGGUUGUCCUUCCUGCCGUGAUGCGCGCGGCCAUGCGGAGAGGCGCGUGUGGAUACUGCGUGAGGUAAAAGUGUAGCGCGUGAGGCGCCUUCGGUGACUCUCCGGAUCCCGGCUCAGCGACGCCGUGAGCCACAGUGCAUUGUGAGGUGGGCGGCUGCUGGGCGCGGGGAUGUUGAUUGGUGGUGGGCGGGCAGGGGUGGAAGGGGCGUUGUCGCGACCCGGGCAGGCUCCUGAUGGCGGGGCUGCAAGGACCAUGGAGCAGUGUACGUACUAUGUACGCUGGACGCGGCAGAGGGGCCGGGGUGAGGACACGGUGGCGGGCCCAGGUUCUGUGCAUGGCAGUGGAGGUGGUUGGGGCGUGGAGACCUGGAGUAGUAAGGAAUAAGGAACGAGAACCGCUUGGUUGUGGCGGCGGGUGAACGCAUGAUGAGUCCUGUCAAGCCCAGCAGUCUAGCCCGAGGGGUAGGGUUGCAUCACUUGCAUGGUCAAAGUCGCAACCGGCGCGCUGUCGGGCACCCCAGACAGGGCAGCGUGCUUGGGCGCAUACUGUAUCCCGCACAUGUCAACACACUGUAAGAUACGAAUGUC